Messenger RNA from Pocillopora damicornis (cauliflower coral), 749 nucleotides. RefSeq lists its product as uncharacterized. NCBI's taxonomy places the organism in Eukaryota, Metazoa, Cnidaria, Anthozoa, Scleractinia, Pocilloporidae. The record is from RefSeq and is a predicted model, not a curated record.
AAGACAAUUUAAAAUCCCCCCAUGUUAGUGUUGUCGUUAUUUAAACCAGAUCAAAUACCUACGUUUCUUAUCUGCACUCACACAAGCUCUGCCUGAAGAAUUUUCAAAUUCAGAAAAUGUACUGCAAAAUAGGAAUUUUUCUCUCGGCAUUACUUUUGAUUAACUUAGUAUCACUUGGUUUUUUGGAAGCUACGCCUGGCAAAGGUUGUCGACCGGGUUUAAUGAUGUGCAACCGUCGAAACGGGAAAAGGCAAGUAAAGCUUGGCACUCAGUUGACACAGCGACGUUUGGAGGCUGACGAUGAAACAUCGAAGACAAUCGCUAACGACAUCCAAGAGUUUGGAGACAGUAAGUACUUGGCUGAGAUGCGAAAAUGUCGACCAGCUUCAAUGUACUGCAAAGGAAAAAAGCGUUUCUUUCAUAGAAAAAAGGUUGAAAAUACUAGUAAUCUGUUUGGGCGAGUAUGGAGAAGAAAUCAAAGAAUAUCUGGAUCUAUGCUUACUGGAAUUUAGCUUUACAGAUGCACUUUUGGAUAGGAAAACUGACUAGAUUCAAGUAGAAAUAAAAAUUAAUAAUUGUCAAAAAGUCCUUACUGUGUUCACGCAUGUUUUUUUCAAAAAAGUAUGUUGUGUUUUUUUUCCAGUUCCUGCUUUGAACAGAUUUACAGAUUUACAGCAGACAUAUACAUAAAUGCUUUUCAGCAUGUACUUAUAUGAUUGCAAUAGACUUAAAUCUUAAUUAACAAAUAG